Molecule: messenger RNA, 2140 nt
Organism: Platichthys flesus (European flounder)
Lineage: Eukaryota; Metazoa; Chordata; Actinopteri; Pleuronectiformes; Pleuronectidae
Product: acetylcholinesterase-like
Exons: 10
Coding region: 139-1923 (594 amino acids)
Biological process (GO): acetylcholine catabolic process; choline metabolic process
Cellular component (GO): plasma membrane
Molecular function (GO): acetylcholinesterase activity
Source: RefSeq, a predicted model, not a curated record
GUGUUUGUGGGUGGUGGACAGGGUUUGUCCGACGGACACUGAGUCCACGCCUUCUUCACCUUCGUCUUCCUCACCGCUUUGCGUUCUCAUCCGCUCCACACAGGCGCACGAAAAACCGUCAACUUGUAAGGAUUUUCUAUGGCGACGGUCCCUCCGUAUACGCACUUUGCCACUCUUCUUCUGCUGCUUCAUUUCCUGGCUGCAUCCCCCGUCACUCAAGAUGACCUGGUAAUCAAUACAAGUCAUGGGAAAGUUCGAGGGAAGUUGCUUCCAGUGCUCGGUGGUAAUGUCCGAGCAUUUCUUGGGAUUCCUUAUGGAAAACCACCGCUGGGAAAACUGCGAUUCAAAGCUCCGAUGCCAGUAGAGCGAUGGGAAGUGGUGAAAGACGCUAUCGCAUUCCCGAAUUCUUGCUACCAGCUGCUGGAUACAGCCUUUCCAGGGUUUAAAGGUGCAGAGAUGUGGAACCCCAACACUCCUCUGAAUGAGGACUGUCUGUACCUAAAUGUCUGGUCCCCACAUGUCAAUAAAACCCAGCCUCAGCCCCCACCGCCGGCUCCUGUCCUCGUCUGGAUCUACGGAGGCGGGUUUGUUCAAGGAACGUCCUCUCUGGACCUUUAUGACGGCCGCUUCCUCGCUAAAUCUGAGGGUGUUGUUGUGGUGUCAAUGAAUUACAGACUUGGAGCUUUUGGUUUCCUUUCUCUUCCUGACAACAACAACAUCCGCGGCAACGCAGGUCUGCUGGACCAGCGCUUAGCCCUCCAGUGGGUGGCCAAUAAUAUUGCUGCUUUUGGAGGUGACCCUUCAAAGGUGACUCUGUUUGGAGAGAGUGCUGGGUCAGCAUCUGUGGGCUUUCACCUGCUGUCCCCAGGGAGCCAUGCCCUUUUUCAGAGGGCCGUGAUGGAGAGUGCCUCUCCCAAUGCACCCUGGGCCACAAUUAGCCAGACUGAGUCCUGGAACAGGGCCUUGAUGCUGGCAAAGUCACUGGGGUGUCCCACGGCCAAAUCAGCUGAACUGGAAACUUGUCUGCAGAAGGCUAACGCUGGGAAAAUCACUUCGCAGCAAUACGACGUCCUCGCACAGGAUUUGGUCUUAGGCCUGCCCUUUGUUCCUGUCGUUGAUAAGGACUUCCUACCAGAUAAACCUGAAGUGCUGCUGAGAACCGGUAAACUCCCAAAGAAAGAAGUGCUACUUGGUGUCAACAAAGACGAGGGAACAUACUUCCUACUUUAUGGAAUGCCUGGAUUCAACCUCACUGGUGAGAGUCUGAUCACCAGGAACGAGUUCCUGCAGGGAGUCACCAACACAAUGUCAGGCGCAAGUAAGGUUGUGAGAGAAGCCGCCAUUCUCCAGUACACUGAUUGGACGGACGAGAAUAACAGGAUGAAAAAUCGGGACCUACUGGGUAGUCUGGUUGGAGACCAGCUUUUCAAUUGUCCAGUGAUUGAGUUUGCUCAAAGGUACUCACAACAUGGUGGCAAGACCUACAUGUAUUUGUUUGACCACCAGUCGUCCGUCAACCCCUGGCCUGCGUGGAUGGGCGUGAUGCACGGCUACGAGAUUGAAUUUGUCUUUGGGAUGCCUCUGAAUGCGUCCCUGGGUUACACGAAGAACGAAGUGAACAUGACUAAGAAGAUUAUGAAACACUGGGCCAACUUUGCCCGAACAGGGGAACCAGGGAUUGAUGGAUCUAACUGGCCCACGUUCAACCCUCAGCAGCAGGGCUAUGUGACUCUGAACUACAGCCCUCCAGAACACAGGACAAUGAUGAAGCCUCAAGAGUGCCAGCUGUGGAAAAAAUUAAUACCUAGUCUACAGAGGGUCUCAGAUGAUCUCCAGUCUUGUGUACAUGCAAAUGGGAUUAUAGUCUGCUGUAAUUACAGAGUCCUUCUCAUUUUACUGGUAACUGCUUUACUGGUUUUCUAGAGGGAAGAGAACUCUCUUUCAUACAGUUUAGUGAAUAUCAAAAAUCCAUAAAAAAGAAUGCGCAAAACAUGGUCUCUGCUACUGUUUUAAAUCAUUUAUUUGAUUAGUGCAAUCAUUUAUUUGAUUUAUGACACAAUCAGGGAUGCUCUGCGCGGAUUUGUACGUUUUAUUGCACUGAUCAAUAAAGGCCAUGUAUUGAUCAUUUAGGAUCUGGAAA